AUGACCCAGGGCGGCACAGUGGUGUUCGCCGAUGAGCAGGAAUACACAUGGUACGUGAUUGAUGCGCCGGGGCUCGCCACGGGGUGGAUGACCCUGACUGAGUUUGGCUCUAACGGCAACAUCCGCGCCUUCACCCUCCGUCAACCCUGGAAUAUGGGUCAAAUGAUGUCCUUUGGCCAGAUGCUGGGUCGGCGGGCCUUGAAAUUAGCAAUGUUAGGGACUGGGGGUCCGCCACAGUAUAACGAACCGUAUUUUGGAAUGGACCUUCCUAUCCUUGAGCUCCUGGAGUUAACACGACAGGGCAACAAGUUCCUCAACCAGGGCUACGGUAAUCGGGACCUGUGGGUGCGCAUUAUCGAGCAGAGUGCGGCCGGAUAUCUGAACCUGGAGGCUCAAGUGAGGGAGGUGGAAUUCGGACUCGAUGACCUGCUGGAGGUUGGUUUUUGA
Messenger RNA from Penicillium soppii, 447 nucleotides. RefSeq lists its product as uncharacterized. NCBI's taxonomy places the organism in Eukaryota, Fungi, Ascomycota, Eurotiomycetes, Eurotiales, Aspergillaceae. The record is from RefSeq and is a predicted model, not a curated record. Bases 1 to 447 code for a protein of 148 amino acids. The transcript has 2 exons.